This is a messenger RNA of Penicillium argentinense, 834 nucleotides long. RefSeq names its product DUF3431 domain-containing protein. The transcript has 3 exons. The annotation marks the transcript as partial. NCBI's taxonomy places the organism in Eukaryota, Fungi, Ascomycota, Eurotiomycetes, Eurotiales, Aspergillaceae. The record is from RefSeq and is a predicted model, not a curated record.
CGACCAGGCGGCCCUCGCCACGCCAUCGUCCAAGAGCUCGUCGGUCUCAGGAAAGCGUAUACCUCACUUGCGGUGAACUCCAGCGUCGGUCUAGUGCUGGCUUCACAGCGCAGCGAUGAUCUGACCUGGCUGCUCGCUUACUGCAAGGAAGCAGGAUCUACGCCGUUCAUCUACACCACCGAAAAGACCCCCGAACCAGGACUCCUUGUCUCUCCAACCCGUCGAGGUCGCGAGUCGCCCGCCUACCUAUCCUACAUUAUCGAUUUCUACGACAACCUGCCGGAUUACUCGCUCUUCAUACACGCAUACCCGGAACAGUGGCAUAAUGAUUUGUUUGGGCCUUGGACGCAGAAUACCCUGAGAAAUAUUCGAUACGAGUCUGUGGAUGCCCUGGGAUAUGUCAAUCUUCGAUGUCAGCUCAACCCAGGCUGCCCUGCCAGCGUGUAUCCACUUAGCCCAACCCAGUCCGAUAUCGAUGCCCAUGAUAUCCGAGCAUAUUUUGCCGAUGCAUACCAAGAGAUUUUCGAUGUGCCUAUUGAAAAGGUACCUGGCGAAAUAGGCAAUGUGUGCUGUGGACAGUUUGCCGUCAGCCGAGAACGAAUUUUGGCUCGACCGAAAGAGGACUACCAGCGCAUCUUGAACUGGGCUGCAAUGACAGAGUUGACGAAUGACUACGGCGUGGGCUGGGUCCUUGAAAAAGUGUGGCACAUUAUCUUUGGCAUGAGUACUGUUUACUGCCCACGCUUUGAGCAAUGUCGAUGCGAUACAUAUGGAUGGUGCGGACCGCUGCCAUCAGGUGAAAUCCUACAUCCCGUCAAGAAGGACGAGUCCUGA